This is a messenger RNA of Astyanax mexicanus (Mexican tetra), 1522 nucleotides long. RefSeq names its product GTPase IMAP family member 4-like. The transcript is spliced from 8 exons. Gene Ontology annotation, molecular function: GTP binding. The coding region runs from base 17 to 1150 and encodes 377 amino acids. The record is from RefSeq and is a predicted model, not a curated record. Lineage: Eukaryota; Metazoa; Chordata; Actinopteri; Characiformes; Acestrorhamphidae.
UUGUGCUCAUGAAAACAUGGAGUGCAAACUAGACAGCCCUUGUUCUGAACUUUCACGAUGUGAUGGUUUAGAGGUAGAUAAAGCUGUUUCAGAUUUGUGGAUAGACAUCAAUACAGUGAAGAGUGGCGUUCUGGCAGUAUUUUUUUAUCUCAUCUGCAGACUAUUACAAGAUUUAUUAAGAUGGCCAGUUAGUUUCAUAUUCUCUCUCACAGGACUGUCUUUCCUGUGGAGUCUGCUUGUGCAUGUGGCCCGGGGUUUACUAGUCAUGUUAAAAUGGUCAACACACAUAUGGAGCUUUGUUGCCGUUCUGCUGUCCAUGUUCUCCAAAAUCAGCUGGGUACCUGAUGCCUUCAGGAGUGUAGCAGGGUCCUUUAUAAAUGUGAAGCAGUACUGUGAAGGGCUCUCGAAGCGCACUGCCUCCAUUUCAGAACAUCUUUCCUUAACCACAACUUUAAGACCUCACGUCAGAGACCCUGGGCUUCGGGUAAUUGUGCUGGGCCCGAGCAGAGGGAUGUGUGGCAGCCUGAGAGACAGCCUUUUGGGUUACAGUGCAGGAGCUCUAGCCCCUGAUAUCGAGAGCACUACCUGGAGAGCAAAGGUAGACGGGAGAGAAGUGACUGUUGUUGAAACUCCUGAUCUCUUUGGUACGUCUCUGAGUGUAAAACUGCAAGCACAAGAAGCCCUACGAAGCCUCCAGCUGACCUCACCUGGUCCUCAUGCUCUUCUGCUUGUGCUUCCAACAACUUACUUGGAUAAGGUUUAUCAAAACAGUGCACAGAGCUUCUUCUUAAGGUUGCUUCAUUUACUGGGUGAAGAAACAGCGAAGUAUGUGCUGGUGGUUUUCACUUGUGUAAAUCUACGGGGGGGCUUCUCCUCUCUGGAGCAGCUUCUGGAAGAAGACUAUCUAGGAAUAAAGGCCGCUCUGCCUCUGUAUGGGGACAGAGUGGAUUUGGUUAACAUCAGUCCGGGUCGCUCUAUAGAAAGCAGGAUGGUUGAGGGCAGAAGGCUGCUGGACAGAGUAGCGAACAUGAGAACGCAGCAGGGUCACUUCAUUCACGAGUUCCAACAGCAGGAAGAUCAGAUCAGGACAGAACUGCUAAACGACAUGACUUUACAGAUAGAACAAAAACUGGAAGGUCUGAAAAAGUAAAUUGGAGAUGACAAACAUAAAUGACUAUCAUUUAUAAUUAUUAUGUUUUGUACAAGUACAAGUACAAGUGCAACAGAUUGUAUCUUUUUUUUUAUAAUACCUUAUUGUGAGUUGUGUCCUGACAAAUCCCUGUCCCAGAUUAGUUUUUUUUUUGUUUGUUUUCCUCAAUAAAAUUAUUUUUUGUAAUCUAAUACAAUAAUACAGAACUAUGCUUAGAUAUGUCACAGUAAUGCAAAGCAUAAAUAAAAACAUUUGCAAUAGCUGUAAUAUUUUAUGUUGUCUAUAUCAUACAGCUGUACUUUCUUAAAGGCAUUUUAAAAAUAUAUAUAUUAUAUUAUUUUUUGUCUUUAUAAUUACCUGACCUGUUUAAGG